This is a messenger RNA of Anarrhichthys ocellatus (wolf-eel), 5115 nucleotides long. RefSeq names its product multiple epidermal growth factor-like domains protein 10. The coding region runs from base 1244 to 3274 and encodes 676 amino acids. The transcript is spliced from 14 exons. Gene Ontology annotation, molecular function: protein binding. Lineage: Eukaryota; Metazoa; Chordata; Actinopteri; Perciformes; Anarhichadidae. Gene Ontology annotation, cellular component: membrane. The record is from RefSeq and is a predicted model, not a curated record.
AUAAAUGACCGUGAGAUUUGGUAAUGUUCUUUAAAGCUACUUUAUAAAAUUAUUUUGAUCUCCCUCUUCCCGUUCACAAAUAGAGGAGCGAGCACUGCCUCUAUGGACCAGCCUCCUCUAUAUUGUCACAAGGUGUCCUUUUUUUGAGCUUCCCAUCAAAUCUAGAGAGUGGACCUGGAGUUAGUUAUUUGGUCAAACUACGAUUUGGUCAAGAAUGAACCUCCACGCACAUGUAUUUCUAGAUUUUGACACAGGGCCCCUCUACAAGACAGGGCCCCAGGUAAUUGUGCUUUAGUUGAUAUUGUUCUUUAGCUUUGAUCAGUCACACACAGCCUUGAUGAGAACACGCAGAGAAAUGCAAAUAGUCUAUUAAACUUUGUAAUUAAAGUUGUGAAAUGUAACGGGUUUACUUUUCUUCUACUGACUAUUGUUUGUUGUGACAAAUCACCCAGUAGUCUAUAAUGUAUUUGUAUAUAUUCAGAUUCUUAAUAAGUAAGAGAAUAGGGUAUGUAGCCUCAUAAGAAAUAUUUGCUUGGUUGCACAUUAAACAAUAAUAGGCAAUAUGUAAUCGAGCAAAUAAAUAAGACAUGUCACUUUUUGUUUUCUGUUUACUCAAUGUAAACAGUAUGGCAUCAGUUAGUGUUGUAUGAAUGCUAAACCUCUCUUAUUUAAGCCAGGAAUUCCUUUAGUCCUAUUUCCCCGCUGAUUUGCAUUUUUUAAAGUUGUUGAAAGUUUAUUUUUGGGAAUGUUUUUUUAAAAAUUUUAUUUCGUUUAUGGCUCUACAGUCAGCCUAAGCACUACAGCUCAACAACUCUAAUUCAGCUUUCAAACGAGCCUCGGACCACCCAAACCACCAUGGACCAUCAAACAGUGAGAAACUAACUAAGCGGAUUAUGAUGGCGGCUACCAGUGUCGCUGAGAAGCCGCAGUACUGUCAUAUCAGUGAAAGAUGCGGGACUGUCGCAGCCGGUCCAUUGGUGGAGAGGCUACUGACGUCACGGGAGCCGUCCGGCCAGUGUUUCGGAGGAAGAGUCCAAGUACCGUGUGUGGAUGAGACGCUGGAGACCGAACACAGCAGCAAAUAGUGCGUUCAAUGACUUCAGUUUACGGGCUCUCAGGAGGACAACGCUGUUAUUUCUUCAUUCUUAACUACUGGAUAUAUCACCACCUGCACCAAAGGAGGGAUCCAUGAGCCAAGACAGGACCCGAGUUCUCUUAUAAAUAAGGUGCAGCUCUGACUGAGAUGGCCAUGUCAUUGCGCCACCACAGGACAGUCAUAUUGGCUGUGGUGGCCUUCUGUUUCCUGCCUUGCAUCACUUCCUCUCUCAACCUGGAGGAUCCCAAUGUCUGCAGCCACUGGGAGAGUUACUCGGUGACAGUGCAGGAGUCAUACGCCCAUCCCUUUGAUCAGAUUUAUUACACCAGCUGCACCGACAUCCUCAACUGGUUUAAGUGCACCAGACACAGGGUGAGCUAUCGGACAGCCUAUCGAAGGGGAGAGAAGACCAUGUACCGGAGAAACUCCCAGUGCUGCCCAGGCUUCUACGAGAAUGGAGAGAUCUGUGCUCCUCAUUGUGCGGCGAGCUGUGUCCAUGGCCGUUGUAUGGCCCCCAACACCUGCCAGUGCGAGCCCGGCUGGGGGGGCUCCAACUGCUCCAGUGCUUGUGACAGUAACCACUGGGGUCCCCACUGCAGUAGCAGAUGUCAGUGCGAGAACUCUGCACUGUGUAACCCCAUCACCGGAGCCUGUAUCUGCACUCCUGGGUACCGAGGCUGGCGCUGCGAGGCCCAGUGUGAAGUGGGCACCUACGGAAAUGGAUGCCAGCAGAAAUGCCAGUGCCAGAACGGAGCUGCCUGUCACCAUGUUACCGGAGAAUGCAAGUGCUCACCAGGAUACACUGGAGCUUUCUGUGAAGACCUGUGUCCUCCAGGUAAACACGGGCAGCAGUGUGAGGAGAGAUGUCCGUGUCAGAAUGGAGGAGUGUGUCACCAUGUGACUGGAGAGUGCUCCUGUCCUGCAGGAUGGAUGGGUACAGUGUGUGGCCAGCCAUGUCCAAAGGGGAGAUUUGGACAAAACUGUUCCCAAGAAUGUCAGUGUCAUAACAACGGCUUCUGUGUGUUGUCCACUGGACAGUGUCUCUGCAGUCCUGGGUACACAGGAGAACGGUGCCAGGACGAGUGUCCGGUUGGUACUUAUGGUGCUGGCUGUGCAAAGACGUGUCGUUGUGAGAACAACAGCAAGUGCUACCACACCAACGGGAUGUGUCUGUGUGAGCCAGGAUACACAGGGGAGACAUGCGACGCCCGACUGUGUCCUGAAGGACGCUACGGCCUCCGGUGUGACAGGAAGUGUCCGUGCUACACCCAGAACACACGCAGCUGCCACCCGAUGUCAGGGGAGUGUACGUGUCAGCCUGGCUGGUCAGGCCUGUACUGCAACGAGACGUGCACCUCGGGAUUUUAUGGAGAGUCCUGCCAGCAGGUGUGCCAGUGCCAGAACGGUGCCGACUGCCACAGUGUGGCCGGAGAGUGCAUCUGCGCUCCCGGCUUCACGGGUCCCAACUGUACAGUCCCCUGCCCAGCAGGGACACAUGGAGUAUACUGCUCCUCCAGCUGCAACUGUAAGAACAGAGCUCAGUGUUCACCUGUGGACGGAUCCUGCUCCUGUAAACCAGGGUGGCAUGGAGUUGAAUGCUCCAUCAACUGCCCCAGUGGUACCUGGGGUCUGGGCUGUAACCUCACCUGUAUGUGUGGGAACGGAGGAGCGUGCAACGCCCUGGACGGUCAUUGUACCUGUGCUCCAGGCUGGAGAGGAGAGAGGUGUGAACUCCACUGCCAGGAUGGCACCUAUGGUCUGGACUGUAAGGAACGUUGUGACUGCAGUCAUGCUGAUGGAUGUCACCACUCUACUGGUCACUGCCGUUGUCUGGCCGGAUGGACUGGUAUCCACUGUGACAGUGUGUGCGCACAGGGCCGCUGGGGCCCAAACUGCUCCCUACCCUGUAACUGCAAGAACGGAGCCUCCUGCUCUCCAGAUGAAGGGACCUGUGAGUGUGCUCCAGGAUACAGAGGCACCAACUGUCAAAGGAGUAAGUCCUACCACUUGAACUGCAAGAUCAUCACACAGCUGAUGCUUGACAUAAAGGAUAAUGGAGUUAAUUUCAUAUUCUGUCUUUUUUUCAUAGUUUUGUCCAUCAAUCCGAGUAGAAAUAAUAACAUUGUACUCUACAAGUUAAAAGCCCAGAUCUGGGCUAAAAAUAAAUCAGAAAUAUGAGUAGGAUGAUCAGACAGUUUGGUCAAAAGAGUUUGGAAGAGAAGUUGAAGCGUAAAAGGACUACCCAAACACCCAUCACAGUUUAAAGACCCACUUCCUGUUUCAACUUUGACGUAAAGCACUGUACUUGUUGUAGUUCAAUGAGGGAUUGUUAGUGAUAUUUCACUCUCACUUCCAAAUAAAGUGCUUUAGAUAAUCUUGUCCUCUGAAUGCUCGUGUUUCUGACCAAUUUGAUUUCAUUGUAGUGAUGUCUCCGUGUUCCAGUCUUGGACUCAGUCUCUCCUCUCCAAGACUUAAAGCAAUAAAUCCACAAUUAAUUUUGCAAAAUCUCCAAAACUUGGUAAAGAACAGGAUCUUCAAAUCUUCACCAGAUAACUGACAAGUUUGCGACUCUUGAAUGGUCUCCCAUUAGUAUUACUAUAUAAAAAAACAUGCGUGCGUUUCUGCACCAGUCCAGGCAUGGGAUAGCUAUUGCACGGUAGUCUGGAUGGGUGUGGGGGUUUUGACACGCGUCAUAUUCAGCAAUUAAAUGUUGCCCUUUACUUUGGUGACUUUGGUCAAACUCUUUUAAAGUUCAUGCUUUUUUGAAAAAGAAGAAGUAACACAACCCUCACAUGCAAAACAUUUUCACAACUUAAAACUCCUUUCAAGUCCCACUUUCUAGCUUUUUUCUGAAGCUUUCAGUUGUAUCACACAGUCAUCAUUAGUGAUGGAGAUGGAGCUUUGGUUUGUUUAUAUGAGUAUUGCUAUGAUUUAUUCCAUAGAACUUUUAGGACGUCUCAUCUACGUACAUGCUUGAAAACAAUCAACUGGCACUGGUCAUGACAGUGUACCUGUCAUAUGAAUAGCAGGUCUUGUGUCAUCAGUUAACUGAUCCUCUGCUUCUACACAUUUAAGGAAGGAGGUGGGAUAUGAUAAGUGCUGCUAAUUGUCUAGUUCUAUGGAUUUACCAAGGUUCAAGUAAAGUGUGAAUGCAGUUUUUAGACGGCAAAAGCGCCACAAGCUGUUAAAACACUAACAUUGAUAUACAUGUAUGUAGAAAUGUUGAUAUGAAAUGUAAUUCUGAUUCAUUAUUCUAUGUUAUGCAGAAAUCUUCAUUGCCAACAUUUUCAUAAUUAGAUGUUACUUUAGAAAACUAGAAAGCUGCACUCAUUAGAUCCCCGCCAGGUGUGUCUGCAACAACAAUGCUGUAUUGUGUGAUUGAAUUAAUACAACCACCAAUUGGCUAAUUGUGGGUCUAGACACUAAGUAAGGCUGUAAGGUGUCAUAAUACAUACUUCAUUCAAACUCAAAAACAAGCAGCGAUGUAUGCAAGCAAUUGGCCCAAAGUUGUAUAUUACACUUCAUACAACCUUGUCAACCUUGUUGCUGGAAGGUACAGCAGAGUGUGUGGUUGUGGGAGAUUGGGGGUGCACUCAGCUGUUUUAUCACUAGUGGCCCCUUCCGGCUGGGGGCUGGUUGAGAGUAGUGAGGGAGGAGUCAUCAGGCAGUCAACAGGCAUUAAAAGUCCUUUUGGUGAGUCAUGAGAGGUCCUUGAGCAUGCAGCCAUAGCUGGGCACUGAUAAUAUUAUGCAGUUUGCUGCAGCAGAAUGCGAGACUAGCCGAGGACAAACACAGAGGUGCACACUCAGUCAGGGAUGCACACACCUGACCGAUCGCAUGAUCCUUCUUUCAGAGAUAACGAUUCGGUCAAAACUGUAUGCAGAUUAAAUGAACUCAUCUUCGUGUUUCCCCUGGUUUGCCCACAGUCUGCUCUCCAGGUUACUUUGGUCAUCGCUGCAGUCAGACUUGUCCACAGUGUGCCCACAGCAACGGACCGUGUCACCAUGUCUCAGGACAGU